Penicillium atrosanguineum is the source of this 939-nucleotide messenger RNA. RefSeq names its product NAD(P)-dependent oxidoreductase. Bases 1 to 939 code for a protein of 312 amino acids. Gene Ontology annotation, molecular function: NADP binding; NAD binding; oxidoreductase activity, acting on the CH-OH group of donors, NAD or NADP as acceptor. The record is from RefSeq and is a predicted model, not a curated record. Lineage: Eukaryota; Fungi; Ascomycota; Eurotiomycetes; Eurotiales; Aspergillaceae. The transcript has 2 exons.
AUGUCUGGAAAUCGCGUCGCCUGGAUUGGCCUCGGCAAUAUCGGCCGUGGCUUGAGCGCCAACAUCGCCAGAAAGGGUCCCCAAUCAAGCCUGAUCCUGUACAACCGCACCACCGCCCGCGCGACCACUCUCGCCGCAACCCUCGACGGCAAAGCAACAGUCGCCAAUACGAUCCCCGAAGCCGUACAGAACGCCGACGUCAUCUUCAUCUGUGUCGGCGACGACCCCGCCCUUGAAGAAGUGAUCGCCGGCACACUUUCUGAUAACAUCGACCUGUCAUCUAAGACCUUCGUCGACUGCUCGACUGUUCACCCUGAUACCUCUCGCCGUGCCGAGGCCGCCUACAUUGCCCGUGGAGCCGGCUUCGUCGCGUGUCCUGUUUUCGGCGCGCCUAACAUGGCGGACAUGGGACAGAUGAUUGUUCUGCCAGCUGGUAAGCAGGCUUCUAUUGCCAAGGUGAAGCCUUUCUUCGAGGGUGUCAUUGCCAAGGCGACGAUUGAUCUAUCUGAGGGGACGGGUGCGGAUAUCGAUGUCGGACGCGCUUCGACUAUGAAGGUGUUGGGUAAUACCUUCAUCUUGAACACUGUUGGUGUUCUUGCUGAGACUCUUACUGCCGCUGAGGCUACGGGUCUUGGCACUGGGCCGAUGAAGCAGUGGUUGGAUCUGUUUGCUCCCGGGCCAUUUGCUAAAUAUGCGGAGCGUAUGAUUACUGGUGAUUACUACCAACGCGAGGAGCCGCUGUUUGCUGUUGAUCUGGCACGGAAGGAUCUGAGACAUGCGUCGAACUUGGCCAAGGAGGGUGGCCAGCACAUGCGUAACGUUGAAGUUACGGAUGGAUUCUUGCAGGAUGUCAAAGCUGAGCAGGGUGCCAAGGGUGAUAUUGCAGCUGUCUAUGGAGCGGCGAGAAAGGCUGCUGGGAUGAAGUUUGGCAACCAAUAA